CGCGGAAAUAUCAAGCAGUAUCGCGAAUCGUCAUGUGAACGAGUGAACAUUUUCGUUCUUGUACAACAAAAUUUUGUACUUUCUACCGUAGAGAUAAUUAAGGAGUCACGAUGUUUAAGAUUGAUUUUGCAAAUAUUUUUUGCCACACGGUUCCAACUUUAAGCACGAAAUUAAUCGGAUAUUUUAGUAUCGAUGGUGAUUCGCAAUAUCAUGCCGAUUUAUCGCAACUAAAGUAUUAUAUUCCCCCUUCGGAUCCUGACAACGUGAAUUUUGAUCUCAACAUAAAUUAUAUGUCUACACGUCACAAGCCUACUUCGUAUAUUAAACUGGAUAAUAUUUUGAGGUGGAUUGCCGAUAAUUUUCAUCGAAUUGAAAAGCCAUUAUCAGCACAGGAAGAACGUUGUACUCAUUUUUACCUAAUCAGAGGUAACAUUAAUUAGGUUGGAUAUCGAUUUUAUUAGU
Temnothorax curvispinosus is the source of this 462-nucleotide messenger RNA. Its product is annotated as decapping and exoribonuclease protein-like. The record is from RefSeq and is a predicted model, not a curated record. Lineage: Eukaryota; Metazoa; Arthropoda; Insecta; Hymenoptera; Formicidae. The transcript is spliced from 2 exons. The coding region runs from base 111 to 440 and encodes 109 amino acids.